Messenger RNA from Sphaeramia orbicularis (orbiculate cardinalfish), 2202 nucleotides. Its product is annotated as tubulin beta-4B chain. Gene Ontology annotation, biological process: microtubule-based process. The transcript has 7 exons. Bases 93 to 1427 code for a protein of 444 amino acids. Gene Ontology annotation, cellular component: microtubule. NCBI's taxonomy places the organism in Eukaryota, Metazoa, Chordata, Actinopteri, Kurtiformes, Apogonidae. The record is from RefSeq and is a predicted model, not a curated record. Gene Ontology annotation, molecular function: structural constituent of cytoskeleton; GTP binding; GTPase activity.
CCUUCUCAGGUUAGUCCUUUGCUGGAGUUCUACACCGGUGACAACUUUGCCUCCUUUAUUCGUUGUUAACAAGUCUUUUUUAUUCGACCAAAAUGAGGGAAAUCGUCCACCUUCAGGCUGGCCAGUGUGGUAACCAAAUUGGAGCCAAGUUCUGGGAGGUGAUAAGUGACGAACAUGGCAUCGACCCGUCCGGGACAUACCAUGGGGACAGUGACCUCCAGUUGGAGAGAAUCAACGUCUAUUACAACGAGGCAACAGGUGGCAAGUAUGUCCCUCGUGCAGUGCUGGUGGACUUGGAGCCAGGUACCAUGGAUUCAGUGAGAUCUGGUCCCUUUGGUCAGGUCUUCAGACCAGACAACUUUGUCUUUGGCCAGAGUGGAGCUGGCAAUAACUGGGCCAAAGGCCACUACACUGAGGGAGCUGAGCUGGUUGACUCAGUCCUGGAUGUGGUGCGGAAGGAGGCAGAGAGCUGUGACUGCUUGCAGGGCUUCCAGCUCACACACUCUCUGGGUGGAGGCACAGGCUCUGGCAUGGGCACACUGCUUAUCAGCAAAAUCCGAGAGGAGUAUCCAGACCGCAUCAUGAACACUUUUAGUGUGGUGCCUUCACCCAAGGUGUCAGACACAGUGGUGGAGCCUUACAAUGCCACCCUCUCUGUUCACCAGCUGGUUGAGAACACAGAUGAGACCUACUGCAUUGAUAAUGAGGCUCUGUAUGACAUCUGUUUCCGUACACUGAAACUCACCACCCCCACGUACGGAGACCUCAACCACCUUGUCUCAGCCACCAUGAGUGGUGUAACUACCUGUCUGCGCUUCCCUGGCCAGCUCAAUGCUGAUUUGAGGAAAUUGGCAGUGAACAUGGUGCCAUUUCCCAGGCUGCACUUCUUCAUGCCUGGCUUUGCCCCCUUGACUAGCCGAGGCAGCCAGCAGUACAGGGCAUUGACAGUUCCAGAACUUACCCAGCAGAUGUUUGAUGCUAAGAAUAUGAUGGCAGCUUGUGACCCACGUCAUGGACGCUACCUCACAGUAGCAGCCAUCUUCAGAGGCCGCAUGUCCAUGAAAGAGGUGGACGAGCAGAUGCUGAACGUGCAGAACAAGAACAGCAGCUACUUCGUUGAAUGGAUUCCCAACAACGUCAAGACAGCUGUCUGUGACAUCCCUCCCCGUGGCCUCAAGAUGGCUGCCACCUUUAUUGGCAACAGUACAGCUAUUCAGGAGCUGUUCAAACGCAUCUCAGAGCAGUUUACCGCUAUGUUCCGCCGCAAGGCCUUCUUGCAUUGGUACACUGGUGAGGGCAUGGAUGAGAUGGAGUUUACAGAGGCUGAGAGUAACAUGAAUGACCUGGUGUCUGAGUACCAACAGUACCAGGACGCCACUGCUGAGGAGGAGGGCGAGUUUGAGGAGGAGGCUGAAGAGGACAUGUGAUCUUUUUUCUCGUACUAUGCAACAGUUAAGGCUGGUUGAGGUGAUUCAAACUGUUUCGUCAAUAUUUGGCUUGUAUUGAGAAAGAGGAGUUACCACCCAGCCUUAACUGGAUUGUAGACGAUUUCACCAGCCUUGAUUUUCAACGUUGUCUGUCCCGUUUUACUUGUCUUCGUCAUUCUAUGUUCUCUUCUUCACUUUUGAAUAUUAAUGUUGUAAUGUCUGUAUUCUCCAUACUGAGGGUAUUACCCGACUUACCCCUUCUGAGUUACAAACAUGUUACAUUGAGCACUGUAAACAUUCACAUCAAAACGAAAACUUGGCACUUGAAACUUAAUAAGAACUGUUGGUAACUGUACAAGUAUUUAACAAAGGUUGCCCAGUUUGGAGUUCUGUACUGUAUACAUACUAGAGUUCAGAGACUAAUUGGCUGAUCAGUGGUGAGAUGUUUAUGUUUGGGGAAAAAACAGCAUUAGGUGUUACCCUCUGUUCAGUCAUGUUUUCUUCAAACUGCAGAUUUCUAAAAACAUUUUUAGUAAAGACAGUGUAAAACUGACCAGUUCAAGGCACACUUUGCUGAAUUUGAUACGGAAUAUUAUUUUUUAAGACCUGAAUGUAUGUCACUUUUUCACUAAAGAACAAAUUCUAUGAAGUCUGAAAAACACAGAGGCUGUUAUCAUGAAUGGUUUGCCACUGUGUUGUGCCAGUGUGCUUGUUCUGUCAUGUUACUGAAAUCAAACUGGAUGCAUUUUAAUAAAGCUAUCCUGAAUUGGUGCUA